CCAUUUUUCUCCACGCAGGACCAUUCCUUUGCCUGGGUCGUCUUCUUCGCUUUCAUUCAUGUCUUCCUCGUCUUCGACUAUCCUCUUGCCUUUAGUUUCCGAAUUCUUCGGCUCCAAUUGGCUUUUACCGCUAUUUUACUAGUCAAUUCCAUUACCUGACCUUAUUCUCCCAUCAGAGCUUCAUUAUCUAGGUCCUCUCGUGUUAUCUGCUCAGGCUAAGUUAUCAUCUUUAUUUGUUUCUUUGUCUGACAUUCUCUUUCUUCCUCUCUUUUCAUAAAAUCUUUAUUGCAAGCUGAUUUUUUAUUUUUUAUUUUUUUUCUCAAUGACAUUCUUGAUAAGGAAUUGCGGGUUUGGAUAGUUCCGAAAACUUUAUGAUUAUUGUCUCUUGGAAUCAGUUUUAGUUGCCACAACUAGCUUAUUGCUUGUCUACUCUUGCAUGCAGUGUCGUGGAGUUACUGUAUAGAGUGAUUGGUUUUUGUUUUGGAGAACUAAUAUUUCUCUGAGAAGCCGUACUUUAAUGCGCACGGAGUUAUCCAGUUAAAUGAUGAUGCGUUUUAUUGCAAUUCUUUUUUUCUUUUUUUUGGUGUUGCAGAGAGAAAGUCCAUGUGUUUUUCCAAGAAGCAUUUAUGUUAUAGAUAUAGAUUGCUCUUGAUGUCUUUUCAAGGGGGAGGCUGAGUUCAACGGCUGCAUAAAGCAUUCCAUUCCGCUGCAUUCGUUGAUUGUAUUUGGCUAGUGGAUGUGCCUCUGGAAAGUUUGCUGUUUUUGAUAAAAUUCGUUUGGACCGUUAUAACUUUUGACUCGUUUCAUCAUCAGCAGCAUGCAUACUUGUAUGAUUUCUUCGGAGAUUGUACUAAUUAUUAACUUUGUCUUGUUUGUAGAAGCUUUUCACAACCAACCAAGUCUUUGGGGCAUGGACUGGCUGUUUAUGCCUACUAUCACUGUCAGUGAACAAUGUUUAGCAGACAAAGAGGUGCCAGUGCUUUUGGUAUAUUCAAAUCAAAACUUCAAGGCGAAUCAUCACUGACAUCAGGUUUGCUUCUGAAUGUCCCCCGAGAGAUUGAAUUGUCUGGCUAUGGAAGGAUCCCAAGUCAAGGCAGUGAGAGCCCUUCGGGGCUUCUGACCGGUGAGAGCUUGAACGUGGAGCUAAUUGCUGAUUUGGAUCUCUUCUUCGAAAGGCUUUACAGCUACUACUGUGAGAAAGGGCUUGGGUGCAUCAUUGUAAAGUGGACUGUUGAACUUCUGAGUCUAGGUUUCACCAUAUGCUUUUCUGGAUUUUUUUUACUAUAUGUUGAUUGGAAUGGGCUUCGCAAUGCAAAGUGUGGGAUGGAUGCAGUUGAAUCUGGAAUCAAGCCCUGUAAUCUAGCAAAAGAGGCUCUUCGGCAACUCCCCUUAACCCCGCUAACACUUACUAAAACUAUUAUUGUUGUAUACUUGGGAAUAUUUUCCAUCUUUUGGAUAUUUUGUUUCUUGAGGUUCUUUAAUCAACUAAAGGACAUUCUGGAAAUCCGUCAGUUUUACCACAAUAGUCUUCAUGUAACCGACGAUGAUAUCCAGACCAUGCCUUGGGCAACCAUCCUUGAAAAGGUUGUUUUGAUACAAAGUUCACAACAGCUCUGUUUGGUCAAGGAUCUUUCUGCUCAUGACAUGGUGAUGAGAUUGAUGCGGAAGGAAAAUUACUUGAUUGGAAUGCUCAACAAAGGGGUGCUUGCAUUCCCCAUUUCUCAUUGGGUACCUGGUGCUGGUCCUACAGUGAAUUCUGGUCCAAAUGGAACACAAUGUCGUCUAAUACUUACCAAGACCCUUGAGUGGACCUUGAAUUGGUGCAUCUUACAUAGCAUGUUUGAUCGAAACUUUUGUGUUAAGCAGGACUUUGUGUCUAAUCCAAAGACAUUAAAGAAAAGGCUUAUGGUAGUUGGGCUUGCAAUGCUUUUACUUUCUCCAUUUCUUGUCAUAUUCAUGCUGGUAUAUCUCUUUCUAAGGCAUGCUGAACAAUUUUAUAAUCAUCCAAGUACAGCUUCAUCUCGAAGAUGGUCAAAUUUGUCUAUGUGGAUGUUUCGGGAAUUCAAUGAGGUGGACCAUCUCUUCAAGCAUCGGGUUAAUAACAGUGUAAUACAUGCUUCUGAGUAUCUGAAGCAAUUUCCUUCACCUAUAGUAUCUAUCAUUGCAAAGUUCAUCUCUUUUGUAUCGGGUGGUUUUGCUGCAAUUCUGAUCAUCGUUGCUUUUCUUGAGGAAUCAUUGCUAGAGGGCCAUAUAUUUGGUCGAAACUUAUUUUGGUAUGGUGCUGUUUUUGGAACAAUAACUGCAAUUAGCAGGGCUGUGGUUGUGAAUGAGCUUCUGGUCCUAGAUCCCAAGGGAGCAAUGUUGAUGGUGGUUCAACAUACUCAUUAUAUGCCAAAGAGAUGGCGUGGCAAAGAAAGCACUGAAAUGGUUCACCUUGAAUUUGAAACAUUGUUUCAGUAUACAGGGAUGAUGUUACUUGAGGAGAUGGCCUCAAUUUUUCUCACUCCAUAUUUACUUAUGUUUAUUGUCCCAAAGCGGGUCGAUGAUAUUUUGCAGUUCAUUGCAGAUUUUACAGUGAAUGUUGAAGGUGUUGGCCAUGUUUGCAGUUUUAGUGUCUUUGACUUUCAAGAGCAUGGAAACAGCAAUUAUGGUUCCCCACAUAAUGCACCUCGUAGUCGGAGGAGUUCUCAGGGGAAGAUGGAGAAAUCAUUUUUGAGUUUUCAGAGUAGUUAUCCAUCAUGGGCAUCAGAUUCUAGGGGGAAGCAAUUUUUGCUAAAUCUUGGAACCUUCAGAGAGCAAAAUUGGCAAGGACAUGGAAGCAGCCAUGCAUUUCCUCCUCCUAGGUCGUGCAAGGGUAGUUCCAAUACCAGGAUCUACGGAAGCAGAAACAGGUUUACGUCCUGGGAAAUGCCAUGUGUAUUUGGCAAUCACUUGGGUUCGUUGUGGCUGAUUGAUGCCAACCAAAAUAACCAUCCUUAUCUUCUAGAUUGGUACUAUACAUCUCGACCUCAUGAUGCAACUAUGCGAAAAGCUCCAACAGAAUCAUCCGAAGAAAUUGAGUUUCAUUUGGGAGAUUAUCCACUGCCCUCCAACUUGGCUCCUAAUGUACCUGGUUAUGAAGGAUAUCACGAGGAUAGCUCAGCAUCUCAUCUUGGGGCUUCCACAUUGGCUCCCAUCUUCAAGGAAAGCUUAAUUCAGGAUCAUAAUUUUACUGACCGUUCCCACUCUAUCAGAAAUCACUGGUGGGCAAGAAGUGGCCCGCAGGUUGGGCAAGCUCAGACAAGCUUUUUUGAGCCUCCAGAUUUUAAUUACCGAACAUCGUGGAAUUAUUAUGAUAAGUUUUCUGACAGGAGCUUGGAGGAUCCAGAACAAGACUUGGACUGGAGAGACCAUCAAAGAUUAGCUAAAACAACUUGCCCAGAUGACUUGGAGACGGGAGACUUCAAAUUUCAUGUUGAUGAUAUCCAUGGCAGACCUCCAGAAGUGGCCACUGUUAAUCCAAACACUGCAAGCUUUUGAUUGAUGCUUCAGAAGGUUCUUGCUUCUCCCAAGCAUAUGGAAUGCUUUAGUUUCUUAGUCAUGAUUGUCCCUUCCUUUGUAAAGGAAUCCUGUGCAUUCUUUUCUGUAUAUAGAUAGGUUCUUUGUUAUGAUGUCAAGGUUUUACUGAGCUUCAGCUUUCAGCUUGGAUUUGGGAUUUGGGAUGUCAGAGCUGCCUUACCGAAAAUGUAUUCUUGUUCAUAUUCAUUGGAGCGGCUCUGUGCGACAUGUGAAUAUGCCAUUAACGUUGAUCUUUCUUACAUCAACUGGUAUACGCAUUUGAAAAAAAUGUGGACUGCUUAACCUGGGAAAUUUAUGGGUUAUCUUGAAUUACCUUUGGCACGAGGAAAGCGGGGGCGAGUCGUUUGUUCACGUCUGCUUAAUUUUCGUCUGUCUUAAAAGUUAAGUUUGACUUGUCAAACUUCUGUGGAUAGCCAGGUUGUAAAUUGAGAUUAUUGGCUGAGAUGUAUUAUUGAUGCUGGAAUUGUUGACUGGAUUAUAAAAUUUACAAGAUAAAAGUAGGAUAUGAA
This is a messenger RNA of Prosopis cineraria, 4067 nucleotides long. RefSeq names its product autophagy-related protein 9-like. Gene Ontology annotation, cellular component: autophagosome; phagophore assembly site. The transcript has 9 exons. The record is from RefSeq and is a predicted model, not a curated record. Bases 952 to 3519 code for a protein of 855 amino acids. Lineage: Eukaryota; Viridiplantae; Streptophyta; Magnoliopsida; Fabales; Fabaceae. Gene Ontology annotation, biological process: protein localization to phagophore assembly site; autophagy of mitochondrion.